Messenger RNA from Polyodon spathula (Mississippi paddlefish), 3365 nucleotides. RefSeq names its product cytochrome P450 1A1-like. Gene Ontology annotation, molecular function: heme binding; steroid 17-alpha-monooxygenase activity; oxidoreductase activity, acting on paired donors, with incorporation or reduction of molecular oxygen, reduced flavin or flavoprotein as one donor, and incorporation of one atom of oxygen. The record is from RefSeq and is a predicted model, not a curated record. The transcript has 7 exons. Gene Ontology annotation, biological process: hormone biosynthetic process; progesterone metabolic process. Lineage: Eukaryota; Metazoa; Chordata; Actinopteri; Acipenseriformes; Polyodontidae. The coding region runs from base 196 to 1773 and encodes 525 amino acids.
GGAAGCUUAAAUCUAACCUCAGACUGCUGAAGAUAGGCUUGCCUAGUCACCGAUUACAGUAGCCUAUACAUUGUGUGACACGACUGAUCACACUGCCAAGGGUGGGAUCAAACCCAACGGCUUAGCAAAUUGACAAGAUAUCUGAGCUCUGAGACCUGUGUGCUGCAUUUAAAAAACUUUGAAAAAGGAAAAACAAUGGCGCUCAUAUCUUUACCCAUCCUUGGGCCCAUCUUGGUGUCCGAGAGUCUGGUCGCCGUGGCAACAUUGUGCACAGUCUACCUGCUGCUGCGACUCCUGCGCACAGAGAUACCAGCGGGUCUGCGCAGACCCCCCGGGCCCACACCCCUACCCCUGAUUGGAAACUUGCUGGAGCUGGGAGGCAACCCCCACCUCAGCCUGACAAAGAUGAGCCAGCACUACGGAGAUAUCAUGCAGAUCCAGAUUGGCACCCGGCCCGUGUUGGUGUUGAGUGGGAACGAGACGGUGCGCCAAGCUCUCAUCAAGCAAGGGGACGACUUUGCUGGACGGCCCAACCUCUACAGUUUCCAGUUCAUCUCUAAUGGCAAGAGCUUGACUUUCAGUAGCGACCAUGCCGGAGUGUGGCGAGCCCGGCGCAAGCUGGCACAGAAUGCCCUUCGCUCUUUCUCCACUGUUGAAAGCCUGACCAGCAGCUACUCCUCAAUGCUUGAGGAGCACAUCUCCCUGGAGGCGGAAAACUUAGUGAAGCAGCUCUCUGGGGUCAUGGAAGCUGAUGGGAGUUUUGACCCUUUCCGCCAUAUUGUAGUCUCGGUGGCCAACGUCAUCUGUGCCAUGUGUUUUGGCCGGCGCUACAGCCAUGAUGACCAGGAGCUGGUAAAUCUGGUCAACCUGAGUGAUGAGUUUGGGCGUGUGACUGCCAGCGGCAAUCCUGCCGACUUCAUCCCUGCUCUUCGCAUCCUGCCCAACCGCAACAUGCGCUCCUUCCUCACCAUUAACAACAGAUUCAACACCUUCAUCCAGAAAAUUGUGACCGAUCACUACCGCUCCUUCGACAAGAGCAACAUUCGUGAUAUCACUGACUCACUGAUUGAGCAUUGCCAAGACAAGAAGGUGGAUGAGAACGCCAACAUUCAGAUCUCUGAUGAGAAAAUUGUGUCCAUUGUUAAUGACCUUUUUGGAGCUGGCUUUGAUACAAUCAGCACUGCUCUCUCCUGGUGCUUAAUGUACUUGGUGUCCCAUCCUGAUAUCCAGAAGCAGAUCCACCAGGAAUUAGAUGAGCAUGUGGGCAGGGAGCGCAGCCCCAGGCUCUCUGAUAAACCCAGCCUGCCAUAUGCAGAGGCCUUCAUCCUGGAGACCUUCCGCCACUCCUCCUUCGUCCCCUUCACCAUCCCUCACUGUACAACGAAGGACACGGCUCUCAAUGGCUUUUACAUUCCCAAGGACACAUGUGUCUUCGUGAACCAGUGGCAGGUCAAUCACGACCCGAGUCUGUGGAAGGAUCCCUCCACCUUCUCUCCAGAGCGCUUCUUGAAUGCAGAGGGCACUGCUAUCAGCAAGGCUGAGUCGGAGAAGGUCAUGCUGUUCGGGUUGGGGAAGCGGCGCUGCAUUGGCGAGUCUAUUGGUCGCAGUGAAGUCUUUCUCUUCCUGGCUGUGCUCCUGCAGCGGCUGGAGUUUCACAGUCUGCCUGGCCAGAAACUGGACCUCACCCCUGAGUACGGCCUCACAAUGAAGCACAAGCGAUGCCAACUCGGCGCCUCUCUGCGCUACCGCCACGGAGCCGACUCUGAGGAGUGAGACUCUGCCCUCAAGGAAACACAGCACAAUCAGUGCCAGGGACAUUGAGCCGCUGCUCAACUCCCCUCAGGACUUCAGCUAGCUACUCUGUUAAGUUUUCUGUACCGAGGUGCCCAUGCAAUUGUUUGUCACCCCCUUUUGAAUGUUACCACACAAGGAUGGUUUUACAAUUAACUUUUGAACUAAUGAUCAAUGUUUUUUAGCUGUUUAAGCAUCUUUCUGAAGGUGGGGAAUGGGAGGAACACAACAGACAGAUAAUGUUUUUAAAAACAGUUAGUCUUCUUUAACAGAGUUACGUGGCUAACCACUGGAAAGCUAAAACUCCAAGUACAAACAUUGGUAACUGGUCUAAAUGGCCAUGAAUUUAAUAUUUGGUUGAAAAGUCCUGUUAAAAUGUAUCAGGCAAUGUUACACGUUUGUUGAUAGGAGAUUCUUAUCAGUUGGGAUAUAUGUAGUAAUGUUUAUCAUCUAGGCAGUUUUUCUAUUGCGCAAUGCACAGCUGUUAUUUCUACCUGCUGCUUGAGUUUUAAAGGAGGAAAGGAGUCCAAGGAAAGCAAGAUCAAUCUGAUCCAUGGAGUUAUCAACUCUCAAACAUGUAAAAGCUAUUUUACCUGGCUUUAACUUACUUACCUUUACCCUUUUGAACUCAGCUGGCUUGAUAACCAGUAUCCAACUCCAGUAGUUCACUUAGAACCAAUGUUUUUUGUAUACUUCUCUGCUUCCCAGACAUUGCUUCCUGUACAGUAGCCAAGUUGUUUGAUCCAUUAUGGAAAACAACGAUCCAGUUGGUUGCCAAGUAGAUGAAACAACCCUGGUAAACAGCAGUAUAUUAUAUACCUAAUGUGCUUACUGUUUGAAUAGGACGUGCCUUUGGUUUGGGUCAGAUGUGUAGGAGAGCUCAUACCCAGUUGGCACAUAACCCUACAGGAUCCUGUAUACUGAGCGAUUUCUUAGGGGUGGCUUUAAUAAAAAAAAACAGAAUCACUUCCCGACCUGUGAUUAUUCUCAGUGGUGCGGCGAUGCUCAAUCAAACUCAUCAUUCUACUUAAUAAGCUAGGCACUACAAAGUCAUGGACUGGGAUUGGCUGCUUUAGUUGUAUUUCUACAGUAAAUAUGCUCCAAUAAGUGUAUAUUAAGAUUGCCUGUGUCUAAUAAGAUUGAUGAUAAAACUGCAAACCUCCAUUUUUAAAAACAAACUCUAACACCAUUACAUUAACACAACAUAACACUGUCAAUACCAAAACAAACAACAAUGGCCUGCAGAUUGAACGCUGUACCUGCAGACUUACGUCACCAGAAACCCUCAAUAGAAUUACAGCCUUAUUCUGUACAGUUGGGGUACACUAUUUCUUAUAAUUCUCAGAAAGAAAUAUAUUAUUUUGUAAUUUAAACAUACACAUGAAGAAUUUUGUUGAACUGAUCAUGAUUUCUGCUUUUAUUUUGUAACUGCACAAGCAUGUAUCUGUAUGUAACAAGCUAUUUUCACAUUGUUGGUAUUUUUAACAAAAUCCAAAAGUAUCCCAAGAGAGCACUUGUUUAAUUGUGUACACAUUUAAUCUCUGUGAGAUAAUAUAAAGCUAUUGGAUGUUUAA